AAGUGCCCAACUGGGCAUGGAGUCAGACAGGAACUCCCAGCAACUUCUUGUAAAAUAAGCAGUGACACUCCCUCUGUUGCCACAGUCUGCCAGGAGGAAGGAGAGUAUGAAGUAAAGCAGGAGUGGAGAGAGUGUAACCGGAAUAGUAGAGGGUCAGUGGAGUGGAUUACAUUAACACUGAGUGUAACACUAACUCAGAGACAGUGAGAGAGGAUGAGGGACAUUAGACAGUGGUACCGGUGUUUGGUGAUCAUGGUGAUUGUGGGGAGUCUUGAGGGUUCAUGUUACGUUGAACCACUCGUGGCCACAAAGGAUGGUGACAUCAUCAUCGGGGGACUCUUCCCAGUGCACGAGAGUGUUAACUUUACGGACGGCAAAGACGGGGAGCCUUCUGAGCGAAACUGCACCAGAUAUUCUGAAUCUCGGCUGCUCCAGGCCCUGAUGCUGGUUGAAGCCGUGGAGUCCAUCAACCGCUCGCCCCUGCUAGGCAACCUGACGCUGGGCUACCGUAUAGUGGACUCCUGCUCGGACGUCACCACUGCUGUGGCUGUUACCCAGAGGUACCUGGAUGUCAACUCUGUCUGCCCCCAAGAAGUCAGGGAGAGAGAUGGCUGGAACAACAGCAGUCACACCGGUCCCUCUAGACCCGUCAACGUUGUCAUAGGAGGGUACCACUCAGAGAUCUCCAUCGCUGUGGCCAGGCAGCUGUCCAUCAAUCAAAUCCCACAGAUCAGUUAUGGCUCCACCACAGGAAUUCUGAGUGACAAAUCUCGCUUCCCAGCUUUCAUGCGGACAGUACCAGAGGACAACUAUCAGGCACAGGCAAUUGUUGACAUCCUGGUGAACCACAACUGGACCUGGGUGGGUCUGGUGACCACUGAUGGGGACUACGGCCGUUAUGCCGCCCAGCGCUUCCGGCAACACGCUGAGAGACAGGGCAUCUGCAUAACAUUCAGUGUGGUGCUCCCGGAUAUACUCGAUGACACUGAACUUAAGGAUGGCAUCAAUAGCACGAUCAAGUUUUUGGAGGACAAUCCCAAAGCCCGUGCUGUGGUGUCCUUUGCAAAGGCGGACCACAUGAUGUACAUCAUGCAGAAAUUGACACCGAAUGCCACGGGCCGAGUCUGGAUCGCCAGUGACAACUGGGCCACGUCUCAGCGUGUGCUCGAGUUCGCCAACCUCACUGAUGUUGGGGUCAUCGUCGGGGUUACCUUGAAAUCUGCAAAUACGUCACACAUCGAGAGGUAUCUGGAGGGCCUGGAUCCCGACCCGGAGGCUCACCAGAACAACACCAUGCUGCAGUGGUUCCUGUUGGAAGAGGGCAAGGGCAAGGGCAUGGUUCAGCCCGGGCUGGGAGAGACGCUGAAGAAGAAGAUCUACCCAUACGCCGCGUUCAGUGUGGGGCUGGCGGUCAGAGCCAUAGCCAGUGCCGUGGCCGACCUCUGUGCAAACAGAGACUGCACAGGAGGGGAAAACUUUGAACACUGGGAGCUGAAGCACGCUUUGAGGAAAGCUACCUUUGGAAUAGAUGGAAAGACGUACAGCUUUGAUGAACGUGGUGACCUUAAUUCUGGGUAUGACCUUGUACUUUGGAGGAAGGACAAAGAUGGUGUGGGUGUGGAUGUGCAUGACAUCGUGGCUAAGUACAACAUCACCUCUCGCAAGCUGUACUUUGUGGGAAAUGGAAAACAGAAGGUCUUCAGCUUAACAGGAAAUGUAACAUCCAGGUGCUCUGAUGACUGUGCAUGGGGUUACAGGAAGGUCGUAUAUAGGGAUAGGCCUGUUUGCUGCUUUGAAUGUACCAAAUGCAGCAAUAACACUUAUAGCAAUGAAUCAAGUGUGGAGGAGUGUAUAAAGUGUGGUGUAAACCAAUGGUCUGAAAUGGCUAGCACCAUGUGCUUGGACAAAAGUGUCGUGUUUUUCAGCUGGAGGGAAACCUUUGCGAUCGUCUUGUUGUGGUUCGCCGCUCUUGGCGUGGUCAUCACCCUGGUGGUGCUGGUGCUGUUCCUGGCUCAGUGGUCCACCCCUGUGGUGAAGGCCUCUGUUGGGCCCUUCUCACUCCUGCUCCUCCUCUCUCUGCUCGGCACCUUUACCAGCACCGUGCUAUUCGUGGGCAGGCCCAACGACCUCCAGUGCCAGGCGCGCCAGGUGCUGUUUGGCAUCAGCUUCACCUUGUGCGUCUCCUGCAUUCUGGUCAAGUCCUUGAAGAUCCUCCUGGCCUUCCAAAUUGACCCCUCUGUAAAGCAAGUCCUGAAACGUCUUUACCAGCCCUACCUGAUCAUAUCUGCCUGUGUGGCUCUCCAGGUUGUUAUCUGCUCGGUCUGGCUCAUUUUAAGCCCUCCCAGCGCCAUCAAGGAGCCAUACGGACCAGGUCUGAUUCUCUUGAGGUGUGACGAGGGCUACUUCCUCUACUUUGGUCUCAUGCUGGCAUAUAACGCCCUCCUAGGCCUGAUUGGAUUGGUCAUUGCCUUUAUGGGCCGGAAGCUGCCAAACUGCUACAACGAGGCCAAAUUUAUCAGCUUCAGCAUGGUCAUCUACCUCAUAUGCUGGGUGGUGUUUGGCCCCGUCUACGCCCAGGCCAGAGCAGGCAUUUUCCUCCCGGCGGUGGAGAUGAUUGUGAUCCUCAUCUCUGCCUAUACCAUUCUCUGCUGCCACUUCAUUCCCAAGUGCUAUAUCAUCUGCUUCAAGAGUAAAAGCAACACCCGUGAAGUGUUCCGGCGCAAGCUAUGGGAGUUCGUCCAUCGCAAGACGAUGAAGCAAUCGUGCACCUCCUCAGAUGCACCUCCUUACAAGAACAGCUUCUCCAGUGACUCCUUCGGUGGCUCCUCCCUCAACAGCUCCCUCAACGGCUCCUUCAGAAGUUCCCUGAGUAGCUCCAGCUCUGAGCCAUCCCUGGGACUAAAGGAUGAGAAGUCUUACCAAGGACGAACAUCUCCGGAAUCUGGCAUAUACAUCUUGCCUCUGACACCUGGUUUCCAGACACCAGAACCACAGAGCUUCCCUGCUAUCGAUGGGGACAAAGGGGGUCAGGACGGACAUGAUAGCAUAUCUUGACCUCAGUAAUAACGAACUGAGACAUAGAGGUGGUGAGAGAUUCCAGUCUACUCUGCUCAUUGAUGACACAUUCAGAUGUGUUCAGUGUUCAUGUGUGGUACCUGUAUUUGCAAUAAUGCUUUUUAAUUCAAUGGUAAAUGGUCAAAUUCAUAAGUGGAAUUCUAUGUUAUUACAGUGUUCAAAAGGCAGCUAAAAACCUAUCUUUUUACCAAAGCAUCUCAUUAAUUUUAUCUUGCACUAUUUAUACUUUAUUUCUCUGUAACUUGCACUAUACAUUUUAUCUUGCACUAUUUCACUAUGUAUACUCUACUAUUUCUCUGUAAAACUGUUUUAAGGGUACUAUAGUACUGUCAAAAACCAUAUUGUGGCUUCAAUAUAUCUCCUGUUUUUCUCACAGAUAUUUUGCUAACGAGAGACAAAUUAGGAGAGCUAGCUCCGUCCCCUGGUCCUCUGGGCGCGGCAAACAUAGCGAGGGCUAUACAAGGUUUAGUCGGUCUCUGAGAGAGACAAAUUGGGAGAGCUAUCUCCGGUCACCUGGAAGGCCUCUGGGCACGGCAAACAUAUCUAGUUCGCCUUGUCGAGAGGAAAGUAUUAGAUAAAGGAAGGCGGAAUCUAUGAAGCAACACUAGGGUUCUGACUGAGCUAAAGAUUUUAAAUCCUUUUACUUUACAGACCAGGCAGAAGGGUUUUAUUACUUUUAUUACUUUUGUAACGAGAAUAUAGUAAUCCAAGAAGCCUAUUGGAACAUCAGGUUCUGAUACGAUGUUGACGAAUGUCUUGCAUUAUAUCCUUCCAUGCAUUGCUCCUGCUGCUUGUUUUUAUUGAUUUUAUGUAAAGCACUUUGAAC
Messenger RNA from Clupea harengus (Atlantic herring), 3901 nucleotides. Its product is annotated as G protein-coupled receptor family C group 6 member A-like. Gene Ontology annotation, molecular function: G protein-coupled receptor activity. NCBI's taxonomy places the organism in Eukaryota, Metazoa, Chordata, Actinopteri, Clupeiformes, Clupeidae. Gene Ontology annotation, biological process: G protein-coupled receptor signaling pathway. The record is from RefSeq and is a predicted model, not a curated record. Gene Ontology annotation, cellular component: plasma membrane.